Messenger RNA from Guillardia theta CCMP2712, 1344 nucleotides. RefSeq lists its product as hypothetical. The transcript is spliced from 2 exons. Lineage: Eukaryota; Cryptophyceae; Pyrenomonadales; Geminigeraceae. The coding region runs from base 1 to 1344 and encodes 447 amino acids. The record is from RefSeq and is a predicted model, not a curated record.
AUGCAGAUGAAGCAUGUUGCUUGUGGGCUGGCUUUCCUCUCUGCCUGUGCUGUCGUGUUGCUAUCUCUAAGCCAGCGUUCGAGCAUCUCCUCUCUGUUACAGACGUCCCGUCAUGUCCGCGUUCAUCUGGGCCCAGGGAACCCCUUGAUGAAGAACAUAGUCAUCGACAAGGUUUACUUUCCCCCCGGUAGUCAUGAUUCAGGCCUCGCCAGUGUACAUGGAGUAGUCAACGGAGAGUAUGUGCAGGGCAACUUGCGCAUCAAGAGGAUAGCUCAUUAUCACCCACGCGACGGCUCCUGGUCCGGGGUCGAACAGUCGCGUGUAGCGAGCUAUAACCCGUCGGCUGUGCAGCAAAUUGUCUCAAACUCAAUCCAACACGCGAUGCUGAACCUGUUGGAACCAGCUGAAGAGCAGGAGAAUCCGUCGCUACCCAGAAGUUACGAAGCUCCUGAAACGAUAGUGAGCCGAGACAUCACCAAGGCAGCGAUGAACGCGGUUGAAGAGGUUCUGCAGCCGAAAGAGACGAGCCUGCGCUCCCAUCCCUCCAAGCUUCACAGUCUCAACUCGCCAGAGAAGAGCAGCGUCAGCAAUGAGAAGAGGAGAAGGCGCGGGGGCACCGGCACGGUUGGCGGGUGCUCCUGCAAGGGCUCAUUUGAAUACGAGGGGGAGGUCUUCCACUCUUGCACAAGGAGAGGACGCGAUCGCGCCUGGUGCUACACGCAUGAUGGAUGCGGACACACGGAGGCAGAGGGCUCGUGGGAUUACUGCGAGGACCCGAUGGUUCGGACAGUCAAGGGCUGCGAGUGCGACUUCCCUUUCCUGUACAAGGGACGAGUACAUCGACAGUGUGUGGCGGUUCCAGGCAGCAAGGGAACCUCGUGGUGCAAGACCAGAGGAGAAUGUGGGCAAGCAGGAUACAUCCAGACAUCUGGGGAUAGAGCUCGAUGGGACCAUUGCGAACUUCCUCCUCCCGCCGUUGCUGUCGCACUGCGCGAUGAGAUGUUGACUGAGGGUCGAGCCGACAGCCGCCGAGCCAGGACUUGUGGGGCAAGCUUCUCAGACGCGUCGAAGCACAGCAACCCCUUCCACUUCUCUGCGGAGUGCGCCAGAGGAGAAAUCUGUGGCUUCAUGUGUUCGGAUCCCAACUUCUGCCCUAACUGUGCUGGCAACAACUGUCGAUGCGCGACACCUCGACAAGUCGGGGAACAUUGCGGAGAUUCUAGCAAUCGGCCUCCAAGCUACUCCUCCUACACUUGCAAGUCAGGUCGUUGCGUGUUCAACUGCACGACUCUUGGCAGCGAAUGCUCCACCUGCAACAACGGCAAUUGCGUCUGUGCAGCCUGA